Doryrhamphus excisus (bluestripe pipefish) is the source of this 3647-nucleotide messenger RNA. It is a transcript of the gene mars2, whose product is annotated as methionyl-tRNA synthetase 2, mitochondrial. Gene Ontology annotation, biological process: methionyl-tRNA aminoacylation. Gene Ontology annotation, molecular function: ATP binding; methionine-tRNA ligase activity. The record is from RefSeq and is a predicted model, not a curated record. Lineage: Eukaryota; Metazoa; Chordata; Actinopteri; Syngnathiformes; Syngnathidae.
CGCAUGAGAUUAUGUCCAAGAUAUAAGUUAAACGAAUAGUACAGUUUCCUUAACUUACACAAGAGGGCAAUGUUGGAUCAUAAAGUUGAACACGCCCCACAGCACAACUUCCAAUAUAAUGAACAGGACUAAAUGAAAAACGCUCAGAGCACUAUUAGACGUGAUUUAUUUUGUCAACGCACUCAAAAAACACUCUUCUUGUAUUAGUCAGUCGUCCAAUUUGAAAAUGUGAGAAUUUCCAUUCUUCCGCAGCCUUUGAAUGCAACCCUGCUACCCAAAGACAAUGUGAUUGGCUACUUGGUAGUCACAAGCCAACCAACUAUUGAUUUGAUUGGACAGACGGUACAUGGACUACGGAAGUGUGUCGAACCAUGAUAAGUACCUUAUGGAAGUCACAUACGCUGCAAACUUUUAUCAAUAAUACUAGGUUGAUCCGCAUUUUGUAUUGAAAGGACAACUUUGACAUAACUUCUUUUUGUUAUUCGUAGUUUGUCAUUUCGUGUUGUAUUCGCUGUUCGUAUCUUUAAGAUAGCCAAAUGACUAAGUAGCGUUUAGCACAACAUUAUCAUCCAAACAUGAGGGCACUCAUUCUGCAGUCUGUGGGCAGACUGAAACGAGGCGUGUUUUUUGCACCGGUUUCUGCUCAGUGGAGCAAUCAGAGGAUCAGACAUGCUAGCAACAACGUGCCCAAAGAAGAAGGAAGGUACUACAUUACCACCCCCAUCUUUUAUGUCAACGCUUCUCCUCAUUUGGGGCAUUUGUACUCGGCGGUUUUAGCUGACUGCAUGCACCGAUACAAGCUUCUUCAGGGAUUCCACUCAAAAUUUGCAACAGGAACAGAUGAACACGGCUUAAAAAUCCAACAGGCUGCCGAUGCAUCUGGAGAGGACCCCUUCAUCUUCUGCACCAGCGUCUCCCAGAGAUUCAGACGCCUCUUCAGCAGCUGCAACGUGUCCUUCACUGACUACAUCAGGACCACGGAGGAGAGGCACCGGCAGGCUGUGGAGCACUUCUGGUGCCUGCUGCGCGACAAGGGACUCAUCUAUAAGGGCAGCUACGAAGGCUGGUACUGCACGCCGGACGAGAGCUUCCUCACAUCGUUGCAGGUCGCCGACUCUGUGGACUCAUCGGGAGAGGCCAUCAAGGUGUCGCUGGAGAGUGGGCACAAGGUGGAAUGGUUAAAAGAGGAGAACUACAUGUUCCGUUUGUCCGCCUUUCGGACUCAACUCCUGGACUGGCUCCACAACAACCCCGAUGCUAUCCAGCCUGAGCGUUUCCGCCAGGAUGUUCUCCAGUGGCUGCAGGACGACCUUCCGGACCUUUCUGUGUCCCGCCAGAGAAGUCGCCUCCAGUGGGGGAUCGCCGUGCCGGGGGAUCCCGAUCACACUAUUUACGUGUGGUUGGACGCUCUGGUCAACUACCUCACGGUGGCCGGUUACCCUGGCAACCACCAACGCUGGUGGAGCGUCUUACGUCACAUUGUUGGCAAAGACAUCCUGAAAUUCCACGCCAUCUACUGGCCGUCGUUCCUUCUUGGGGCAGGGCUGCCGUUGCCCCGUUCCUUAUAUGUGCACUCCCACUGGACAGUCGGUGGGAAAAAGAUGUCUAAAAGUUUGGGCAAUGUCGUGGACCCCUUUGAGUGCUCACAGGUGUUCACCACAGACGGUUUGAGGUACUUCCUGCUGCGUCAAGGCGUGCCUGAUUCCGACUGCGAUUACACGGACGACAAAGUCAUCAAGCUGCUCAACGCGGAGUUGGCCGAUUCUCUUGGUGGCCUCUUGAACCGCUGCACUUCUCUUGCUUUGAACCCCGGCCAGAUUUAUCCACCCUUCUGCUCUCAGUCUUUCCUCAGAAUGCAGGACCCAGAAGACUCCCACAUGCUGGAUGCUGUUCGAAACCUCCCAUCUGUGGUGGAGCAUCACUACGACACCUUGCAUAUCUACAAAGCCUUGGAGACCAUCGCUUCCCGCGUGAGGCAAACUAACGCCUUUGUUCACCGCCACACGCCAUGGAAGUUAAACAGGCUGGAUGAAGGAGAACGACGUCGGCUGGACACCAUCAUGCACAUCUCCUUUGAGUGUCUCAGAAUUUACGGCAUCCUCCUCCAGCCCGCCGUGCCGGUGCUGGCUGACAAGCUGCUGUCCAGACUCGGUGUGCGAGCAGACGAGAGGAAGUGGACAGACCUAGACUUCCGGCCGAGCGAUAAGGGGACACACUGCCCUUUCCGAGGGAGAUCACUGGGUCCUGACACAGGGGUGCUUUUUAGUCGUCUGGAACGUCCCAAUGAAGAGAAGCCAAACAAAGCUAAUAAGAAACAGACAAAGUGACCGAACAAAAUCAUAUUUAUAAAUGACUUUGGCUCCUUGUAGUACUGCAACAAUUAAUGGAUGGUUAAUUAACUACCAAAUUAAUUUAUUUUGAGCAGACAUAUUAUUUUUGUGUUUAGCCUAAAUUAUAUUCACACUUACCUGCUUUGGCUUUGGAAAACAGUGAUGGACAUUUUUUUUUCUGGAGCCAACCACUACCUGUAGGUGUUUGCUUGAUAUACAUUUGGUCCAUUUAAGCCCUAACCUAUUACUCCAUUCAUUGAAACAAGCUUCAGAUUAAUCGACUAAGAAAACAUCAUGAUACUGAAAGUACUUGACAAACAUUCAGAUUUUUAAAAAUUAUUCAACAUUUUAUUCAAGAGGCAACCUGGCGUUUGUGCACUCAUUUGAUCUGUCAGUGCAAAUCUAUUUCUCAAUAAAGACGCAGAAAUAAAAUGUCUUUUAAAUCCGAUUCAGCGAUUAAUCGAAAGAUAAUUUGGUUAUUAAAAUUGUUAGUUCCAGCCCCAGCUCCUACUUGCACUUUGUGGAAAGUAUCAUUAAAUAUGUCAGCUGAUAUGAAGCACAAUUUAAACGUUUAAAGGGGUUGUUUUGGUUUAUUUCACAUCAGUUAUUCCGAAUAAAAUACUCACCAUGGCCUUGGGGUGAUGAGAGGAAAAUUGAGUUGGUUUGUAGCGCAGCUCAACUUGUGGUAGAUUUUAAUACUCGUUUAAAAAUCUUUUUGUAGCUGUUCAUUGCGUCUUUUAAUGUCCAAGUUCAAUUCAAGAGAAAUCAGGCUAAACAAGCGUAUUACGACUGCUAAUAGCUAGCUUACCAUGUCCGCCCUCGUGUUCGUUAAUUAUAUGACGUCAUUCGACAAGCCCACACGUUUACUCUAUCAAGUGUAGUUUGAAACAAAUCUUGUAUAAUAUUCGGUGACAAAAAGCUACAAUUUUAACAUAACAUAAAUGUUGAAAAAUGUUCAUUGAUUCGUUUAAACCUGAAAUAUACUGAAUUUAUCGUAUUUGACCUAUUCAGGUUUUUUUUGUUCUCGGCCUGUGUGUGUUUUAGAGGAUUUUUUAUUGGAGUAACAGCUCUCCCUAGUGGACGAUCAGUAAAUAACCCACGAUCACAACCACCAUAUGAAACAUGAAUGUCCAUUGAGAGGCUGAAAGUGACCAAACAAAAACACUUUCAUUCUUGGCAAAGACAGUUGUGCCACCCGAGACAAGACAUCUUUUCCAGGUUUAUCAUCAAACUUUUCAUUGACAUUUUUUUCCAAAUUAAAUACAGUACAGCCAAGCCAACACAAGACAUUAACAAGACAUAAAAACUGACAUGAUU